Messenger RNA from Miniopterus natalensis, 2845 nucleotides. The record is from RefSeq and is a predicted model, not a curated record. NCBI's taxonomy places the organism in Eukaryota, Metazoa, Chordata, Mammalia, Chiroptera, Miniopteridae.
CCCUGGAGAGAAAAUGGCGGCGGCGGCAGCGGCUUCGGCGCCUCAGCAGCUCUCGGACGAGGAGCUUUUCUCUCAGCUCCGCCGUUACGGCCUGUCUCCCGGCCCGGUGACGGAGAGCACCCGGCCUGUCUACCUCAAGAAGCUGAAGAAGCUUCGAGAGGAGGAGCAGCAGCAGCAGCACCGGUCCGGGGGCCGCGGCAACAAGACGCGGAACAGUAAUAACAAUAACACGGCAGCCGCCUCGGGACCGGCUUCGGCGGCCGUUGGGAUGGGGGUCCGGCCGGUCUCGGGAGACCUCUCCCACUUUCGGACUCCCGGGGGCCUCAGCCGAAUCUCGGCCUCCGGCCCGGAGAGACCCUUGGGAGGGCCCGGGGGCGCCUCGGCCGCCCCCACGGCCGGCAGCAAAGUGCUGCUGGGCUUCAGCUCGGACGAGUCGGACGUGGAGGUCAGUCCGCGGGACCAGGCCGGCGGCGGCGGCGGCGGCGGCGGCGGCGGGAGGAAAGACCGGGCUGCGCUCCAGUACCGCGGGCUCAAACCGCCGGCGGCGUCCCUGGCCGCCAGCGAGGUGACUAACAGCACGGCGGCCGAGCGGAGGAAGCCGCACGCGUGGUGGGGGGCCAGGAGGCCGGCGGCGCCCGAGCCGCAGCCCCCGUCGGGCAGAGACGGAGCGGAGGGAGAAGACCGGGACGACAGGGACCCGGAGGCCGAGGAGCCGCUGUGGGCCAGCCGGACCGUGAACGGCAGCCGGCUUCUCUCCUACAGCUGCCGGGAAAACUACUCGGACUCGGAGGAAGAGCAGGACGUCGACGUGGCCUCCGGCAGACAGGUAUUAAAGGACGACUCCCUGUCCCGGCACCGGCCCAGACGGAGCCACGGCAAGCCUCUCCCUCCGCAGUCUGCUAAAGCGGCGGGCGGCCGGCUGGAGCCCUCGGUUCAGGGAGGGGGAGGAAUCCCGAUGAAUGACAGGGCGGCGGCCGCGGGGAGUCUAGACAGGAGUCGCAACCUCGAAGAGCCCGCGGUGGCGGCGGCGGAGCAGGGAGGAGGGUGUGAUCAACUGGACUCCAGCCCUGUUCCUAGAUACCGUGUGACCGCGAAGAAACUGGCCCCUCUCCUGCCCCCGCCGUUGACUGACAUGGACGCAACCUUGGAUUCGUCUACAGGCUCCCUUCUUAAAACCAACAAUCAUAUCGGCGGUGGGGCCUUCAGUGUGGACUCCCCCAGGAUUUUUUCCAACAGCCUCUCUCCCAGUGCGGCGGUGGCCGCCUCUGGUUCACUCAGGAUCAAUCACUCCAAUCAUACGGGCGCCAAUCAUACCUACCUGAAAAACACAUACAGCAAACCGAAGCUUUCUGAACCCGAGGAAGAACUUCUCCAGCAAUUCAAACGGGAGGAGGUGUCCCCAACCGGGGCUUUCAGCGCCCACUACUUGUCGAUGUUUCUCUUAACUGCUGCCUGCUUAUUUUUCCUAAUAUUGGGACUGACUUACCUAGGAAUGAGAGGGACAAGCGUGUCCGAGGAUAGAGGACUCAGCGGCAUAAAAAACCCCUUUGAUGAAACAUUUGGACAAAUACAAGAAAGUGAAAAAAAUCUUAUGAUGAACACUUUAUACAAGCUUCAUGAUCGAUUGGCACAGCUUGCAGGAGAUCAUGAAUGUGGCAGUUCUAGUCAGAGAACACUUUCUGUUCAAGAGGCAGCUGCAUAUUUAAAAGAUUUAGGUCCUGAAUAUGAAGAUAUAUUUAACAUCUCAUUACAGUGGAUUUUCGAAAAUGGAAAAGAUGUUGGAAUAAGGUGUGUCGGUUAUGGCCCUGAUGAGCAACUGACAAAUGUAACUGAUGUGCAGUUUUUACAAUCCACAAGACCACAGAUGUCUUUUUGGUGUCGUUUCCGACGUGCUUUUGUUACUGUCACCCACAGGUUAUUGUUGUUAUGUUUAGGUGUAGUGAUGGUCUGUGUCGUUCUGCGUUACAUGAAAUAUCGCUGGACAAAAGAGGAAGAGGAAACAAGACAGAUGUAUGAUAUGGUGGUAAAGAUUAUAGAUGUUUUACGAAGUCAUAAUGAAGCUUGCCAGGAAAACAAAGAUUUACAACCUUUCAUGCCCAUUCCACAUGUACGAGAUUCCUUAAUACAGCCUCAUGACAGGAAAACAAUGAAGAAAGUCUGGGAUAGAGCUGUUGACUUCCUUGCUGCUAACGAGUCUAGAGUUCGCACAGAAACACGAAGAAUAGGUGGUGCGGAUUUUCUAGUUUGGCGGUGGAUCCAGCCUUCUGCAUCCUGUGACAAAAUAUUAGUAAUACCUUCUAAAGUAUGGCAAGGUCAAGCAUUUCAUUUAGAUAGAAGAAAUUCACCACCAAAUAGUUUGACACCGUGUCUCAAGAUUCGAAAUAUGUUUGAUCCAGUUAUGGAAAUAGGGGAUCAGUGGCAUUUGGCAAUUCAAGAAGCAAUUUUAGAAAAAUGCAAUGAUAAUGAUGGCAUUGUUCAUAUUGCAGUAGACAAAAAUUCACGUGAGGGUUGUGUAUAUGUUAAAUGUCUGUCUCCAGAAUAUGCUGGGAAAGCUUUUAAGGCAUUGCAUGGCUCUUGGUUUGAUGGGAAAUUGGUUACAGUAAAAUAUUUACGACUAGAUAGAUAUCACCAUCGCUUUCCCCACGCUCUUACUUGCAACACUCCCUUGAAGCCAUCAAAUAAACAUAUGAACUCUAUGUCUCAUCUUCGUCUGCGGACUGGCCUAGCCAAUUCUCAAGGAGGUUCCUGAAAAGACUUUUUCUUCCACCCCUAGGACUGUUAUUUACAAUAGGAAAAUUCCUGUUUGGCUUCCUGUCUUCCUUUUUAAAUGCUUUUUUGUAUGUAA